CAGACGAAGCAGACAAGAUUUGACAAGGAACGCAAUUGAAAACAUUUACUGAAAUUUUAGAUUUUUCUGGGUUAUUUGCCUCUUUAUUUAAGUUUGCAUUCAUGAAUAAGUGGGAACUUCAUUGAAUAGUGUGCUGCUUGUCCAAUGAAAAAACAUCGUAUUUGAUCAUGUCGUCAGGCAAAUAAAGUGUCAUAUCAUCUACUAUAAUUAUUGCUGAACCAUGAUACAAUGGGGAAAAAUAUUUCGCCUCAAUUUGGCCUCUAUUCUGGUUUAUUAAGGUUGUCUAAAUGCAGAAGUCACAGGGCUUCCAUAUUGAGUCUAACCAACUGUAAUAUUAUAAAUACAAGGACCCAAUUUUCUAGUUCUACGGCUUUCCCCUCAGCUUCAAAAUGGCCAACCGCGAAUUGGUGAUUGCGUUUGUGUAUGACACUCAAAGGUGUACACAAGAAGCAGAUGAUCCACAAGAUGCUGUGCUUUUCUUCCAUCCUGGCUGGGUUAGUGAGCAGCAGAGGCUUGCAUUAUGUGGACAGCUCAUGGGAGCUACAUACUUCCUUCUUGCUUCAUUCAGCCCACCUCGAAUACUUUCCCUUCAGAGUGGAAAGUUUGCGAUACGCACUUUUGGGAGAUAUGUUGUGGCGAUUGGGACAGACCGCAAUAUUCCUGAGUGGGUGUUGGAACAAAGAGCAGAUAUUAUGACGUCCUUACUUGAACUUUACUUUGGAGAUUUAGAGAGUCUUGCUGCCCAGUGUGAAGCUAAGAAGGCUACUGGCGAUACAAGUCCAUCAUUUUCUGAGAGACUUGGUAGGAUAUUUGAAACAUUUCUCCCAAUAGUUCAAUAUUCCGGACAGAUUUUAGGAAAUGUCCCCACCAUGCGACUUCCCAAGAGUGCAAGUCACGUCUUUCUAGAGGCAAUGCAAAUACUUCACUGCUGUCAGAAUCAACCAGGUGUCCUUGGAGGCACUGUUCUCUAUCAGAAUAAAGUGAUUGCUAGUCAGUUGGGUGCAGACAUUACAAAGCAUCUUGUCCUUUCUGAUCCUUAUAGAAUAAAGUCACCUGGCACCAAUGUUGAAGUGUCAUUCCAAUUGCCGGUCGGUGCUCAACUAUUGCACUUAUUUGUCCCUCAGAGGGAAUUUCAUUCUCUUGCUAGAGAUGCAGAGCAGAUUAGGAACACCUUUUCUUUGGUUGACAAAGCACCGAAAAUUGUGAGUCGAAAUUCCAAAGAGUUCAUUCCGUGCCUCAAAACAGACAAAUCUAAAAUAUUUACUGUACUUGAAGAAGAAGAUGGUGAAACAGGAGUUGAGAUUCUUCCUCAAACCUCAUUCAUAUCUACCUCAUACAAUGUGACGAAAAAAUUAUCUCCUACUGUGGAAGAAAAUAUAGAGUCUGCUACUGACACAUCUUCAAGGCUUGUGUGCAGCACACCUCUAAGAGAUUUUAACAUAAACAAAGUCUUACAUGCUAGAGCUGUGUCAAUUUGUAGUAGAGUAGAAGCAGACAAAACUCCUAUUAAUAGAGUUCCAGUUGCCGAUGUUGCUGAUAACAGUGUGAUCUCUAACCCAGUCAACACCAUUCCUGAUGUUGUUAGGGAUGCAGUUGCUGCUCGUAGCAGUAGCAGGCGAGAUAUGAUUGACAAAGCCUGUAUUACUAUUCCAUCCAACAAUAAUAACAUAUUUCAGACGGUGUAUGACCUGCGCACUUAUUUAAAAGAGCAAACUUCUUCUAAAUCUCUAAGCAUGAGUCUUCCAUCAAUAAAUUCUACAAAUAAUGUACCAAUGAGGUAUUACAGUUUUGGACUCCCAGUUCCUACUGAUGAGCAGUGUUCCCCCCAACGUCCUCGGCGUUGCUUUUAUAACACAAUAACAGACCCGUGCUUCCCAGUUUUUCGCCAAGACGGCCUUCCCUUAUCCCAAGCCCUCUUUGAUGAACAAAUUGCAAACCAUUACCGUGCUUUGGACAGCAAACCUGUUUUCAAAGUGAGGCCAUCGCAUUCAAAGUCAAAGCAACCUCCUCUAGCUUCCAUUCCACUUCAGCCAGUGAAGCAGGGGCCUGAUGUGGCCUCAACAAAAUCCGACGUACCCAGUGAUUUAUCAAAUCAGCCCAAGAAAAGGCCUGUUACUCUUGCUUUGAAAACUAUUUCCAGUCCUGAUGGCAUGCCAAGUGAAGUGAAAAGUGAACAACAAAACCACCAGCAGUCAUCACGCCCACCCAGACCUAUAAGUUUGUCAGGCAAUCAAUUUAACAGACCUUCAACUUUAUCUGGUCUGAAUGAUGUAAAAGAUAAAAGUUCUCUGUCGUUGGGCUUCAACGAUAGUAAAACGCAACUUGAAGAAAGGAAACGCAUUGCUCAGCAAGCUCUUCCUGCAGUUGCCCGACCAACAAGCCUCAGUGGAGGAUUAGCAAUAACUCCAUUAAUGGCAAAACUCAGUCACCUAGCAAUGGAUAGGCAUGGCAGUCUUAUGACACCUGCUGCAGAUCCAACUCCAUGUGAACCUAAAGAGAUGUCGUUUCCUAACAGAGUUGAAACACCCAUGGCUCCCUUUCCUAAGCCAUUGCCGCGGUUGAGUCAAUCUGACUUGGAGGAUUUUGCUGGGGAUGGAAACAAGGAGACUAUUCUUCUUGUCUGUGGCAUUCAAAGCAUGUCUCUUCUUUUGCUGUUGGAUCCUGACUUUAUUAGCUCAGAAUUAUUAAAAACUGUGUGGGAUGUAUCCUUUGCUAGCCUAGAGAAUUUGGAACAAUCACUUAAUUAUUCUCUAGAUCAUGUUCCUGCACCUGGUAAUAGUGGUGCUGAUUCCUACAGUUUCCUGUGUAUUGAUCCAGCUUGGGACACAGUUCAUAAAGGUGGGGUAUGGAGUGGCCCAGAACUUGAGCUUGUUGGAAGCUUACAUAGGGACUUUCAAGACCAGCAAAAUCUUACUGAAAUAUGUGUCAGAGUUCAUGAAAGUCUUGUGUAUGGCUACCAAUGUGGCCGUUCAGAAGUGUUUUAUCAACAACAGCAGGUUGGUCAGUCAGGCAUUGGUUUACCCACUCCUGCUGAUCUGAUGGGUACUGUGCCCCUGAAGGCCAGGCGUCGACUGGAAAGAGAUCAUGGGAUUGUUUUGUUGUAAGUUUUUUGUUUCUUGUCUAGUCUGCUACUUGAGUACUUAAAAUACGAAGUUUAACUUUGUGAUGUAAUUUUCAUCUGUUUCAAAGAUAAGCAAGGUACAUGAUAUCGUUAUUUAAAGUUUUAUGCUGAUCUUUUCUGGGCUUUCUACUUAGUAUUGUUCAUGGUAAUCACGGUAAAUUUGAACAAAAGGUAAAUUAAUGUAGGUAUCUUCAUUUAUUGUGAUUUAUUAGUCAUUCUAGUCUUUUGUUCUGAUUGCACUCCUGGCAUUGUCAAAGACAUUUGCGUAACAUUUGUUUGUUCUGUGGGAAAUAUAAUAUGUCUUAUAGAUAGCUGCGUCCAGAUACGUGGGUGUCUUGGGUGCCUUGGGUGUCUGAGUCUGCUAGUAUGAGAAAAAUUGAGAUUUGGACCAAUCACAGCCACGAUAGUUCCCUAUUUUCUCAUACUAGGAGGCUCAUGCACCCAAGGCACCCAUUGCACCCACGUCUGGACGCAGCUAUAACAUCUAGGGUGUCCCAUAUACCCCAUACUUUUUUUUUU
Messenger RNA from Frankliniella occidentalis (western flower thrips), 3640 nucleotides. RefSeq names its product BLOC-3 complex member HPS4 (gene HPS4). The transcript is spliced from 14 exons. Bases 390 to 3104 code for a protein of 904 amino acids. Gene Ontology annotation, biological process: vesicle-mediated transport. Lineage: Eukaryota; Metazoa; Arthropoda; Insecta; Thysanoptera; Thripidae. The record is from RefSeq and is a predicted model, not a curated record.